This is a messenger RNA of Paramacrobiotus metropolitanus, 4532 nucleotides long. RefSeq names its product multidrug resistance protein mrp-7-like. Gene Ontology annotation, biological process: transmembrane transport. Gene Ontology annotation, molecular function: ABC-type transporter activity; ATP hydrolysis activity; ATP binding. Lineage: Eukaryota; Metazoa; Tardigrada; Eutardigrada; Parachela; Macrobiotidae. The record is from RefSeq and is a predicted model, not a curated record. Gene Ontology annotation, cellular component: membrane. The coding region runs from base 588 to 4268 and encodes 1226 amino acids. The transcript has 11 exons.
GCGGGAAAACGUUUCCAGUCAAAAAGGUUUCUCUGAAUAAGCGCAACAGUCAUGUUCCGAAUCAGAGUAUGCUCGCAAAUGAUUAAUUCAAAGAUAAACCGCUUGGCUUGCAUUUCUGUUUCCCGUAAACAUUUGCACGUUAUAUCCGCGUUGCCGGUGUUGUUGUGUUAUCACAACUGCCGGCAACAGGACUUCGCGCCUACGUUUUUACAGUUGAGCUUGACGAAAUCUGCCGGCUAGCGUUGAUACGUUCAUACAUUACGAGUACUUGUGUGUUUUAAAGUUUACAUUGCACUACGCGUUGCAAUGUAUUCGUAAUCAUACUCGUACAUCUGUAUGAUUACGAUUCCGAAUUGUAUGACCCCGAUCCCGGAUAUUGUGCACAUGGAGAGUUUUAUUUUUGUCCCUAGAGUUUUUUGCCGCCACCGCUUGCUGUCAUUCGUAAAAACUAUGAAAAUGUUUUGUUUCCGCAAUCUGGUAGUAUCUAUGUCUAGCUGAAUCGCCGAGAUUUACAGCGUUGGAUAAUUUCGGUUAACGUCCAUUAAUUUUGUGUGACAAGUAUUGGACACAGCUUUAACUUUAAAGAAAUGACUGCGCCUGUUGGAUCUGAGGAUUCGCAGCAGUUUUCGCACCAGCAGGCGGAAAUUCUUUCUUUGGAGCAACGCCUACGCCAAUGUCGUCCUCGCUCCUCCGCGUCAAUAUUGUCUGUGCUAUUUUGGAACCGUCCCCUUAUGUGGUCAGGAAUACUAAUUUUCAACCUUUUCGUUAACCUCGGCGACGUAUUUUUGAUGCCAUAUGUCCUGACUCAACUCGGAUCUAACAGUAUUUUAGACAACAGUGUUAAGUACCUGAUUGUUCCUUUAAUUUAUUUAUUUAUUUGGAAAGCCGCCGUUAUUUUGCGAUUAUUGCUAACUGAAAAGUUUCGUUUGCACAUGAGCGCUAGUUUUGUGCAGUGCAUGUACAAUAGUGCGUUCAUGGUGCCGUUGAAGUUUAUAUGCGAGCAGGCGGUUUGCAGUCAGUGCAUGGAAAAAUUCGCGCAGUGUUCAGAAAAGCAUACCGCACCCAAGGAAAGCAUUUCGGGGAGUGCCGCAUUACAAAAUGUUUUGGGCGAAGAUACCUAUAUUGCAGUUUCUUGUCUACUGGAUAUUUUGGAAUUUUCGGCAUUUCCAGUUGGCAUUGCAUGCAGCUUGCUGUUAUUGUUCAACACACACACCGGUAUCAGCGUGUCACCCGCAUACGGUAUUGGUUUGCUUCUGGUUUUAGCUUUUGUCUUUGUAAAUUUAUGUCGGAAGUUAAUUUUCAAUCAAACGGGUUUACGUUUGGCCACGGAAUUGCGAGUGCAGCGGGUCAAAGCCAUGUUGCAUCAGUACUAUCCCAUGAAAAUGCAUAUGUGGGAAUGUUUGUUCGCCAAGCGCAUCCUAAUGCACAGGAUGGUUGAAUUGCAUCAUAUAGCAAAAAUAUUUUGGAUUCGUUCCAUUGAUAACUCCCUCCAGCAUCUACUUCCUGUUUUUGUUCUUUUGUUUAGGAUUUACGGACUGUACCAAGAAGGCAACUCAAAAUCGGUAUCCGUCGCUCAGGUCAUGAUAAUCACUGCGACAGUGCGGUCCAUUUGUAGAUAUGCUUCCGGAUUAUCCAAGUUGACAACAUCCUUGUCUGAUUUGAAAAUUUCUCUCCGACGCUUAAACAAAUUUAUUUCCAUGGCAAAGUGUGAAAAAGAAAAUCGGGAUGGUGUGCGGUCUCCCCCAGAUACACCUCUGGAAAUCGGCAUGCCAUUAGAAUCUAAGCGAAAUCAGUGCAUUGGAGUAACGGGACCCACGGGUUCAGGAAAAACUUUAUUUUUCUUAUAUCUUCUUGGAGAGUUUCCGAAAACCCAAAUGAAAAGUAAAGCCGACAGGGAAAUCCGCCAACUGUUGUCCCUUGGAAAGAAAAUAAGAAAGAGCCACUCUGUAGCCUACAUUUCUCAAAAACCCUGGUUCUUUCCUGGGACAGUCAGGGAGAACAUCGUGAUGGGAAAACAAUAUAAAAAAAUCUUUUACGAAAAGGUUGUUUUUGGAUGUGGAUUGCACAUUGACUUCCUUAGUCUUUUGGAUGGUGACCUUACUGUAAUCGAAAAGAAUGGGCAGAAUUUAAGCGGUGGUCAGCGCAGUCGGAUCGCAUUAGCUCGUGCCGUGUAUCAGCGGAAACAGUUUUAUCUACUGGACGCGCCGUUUGCUGCACUGGAUCCUAAUACCACGCAACACAUCCUGGACAACUGCAUCUUCGGUGUGUUGUCAGGCACUGUACGGCUUAUUAUUACCGCGAACGAAUCGGUGCUUGCAAAGUGCGAAAAAAUUAUCUGUUUUGAUCAAAGUAAAGUUUCGAUCGUGGAAAAUAAUUAUUUGAAUCGGUGGUCUAAUGCUGAAGAAAAAGUAGUAAAUCGUGAGACUUAUCCCGAAAUGGUUCCAAAAGUAUUACCGGAAUCUGAGAAGAAAGAAACACGGAAAGAUGGAUUUAUUCUUCAAAAAGAUCAUGAAAAGACUGAAAAGCUUUUCACCCAAUAUUGGCAAAGCCUGCCUUUUUUGCUAAGGACAGCUUUUUUAGCGACCGCCUCCCUCCACUUUUUCCUUGGCUUUUUUAGUGAUUUGUGGCUCGCAAAAUGGAACGGUGCAUCACUUAAUUACGAGAAUGGCACGGAUACUAUUCGAACCGGUAUUCGGUCGGAAAAGUCAAGCGAAAGCGUCUCCGCAUAUAGAAUAUACUGCGCCAUUUUCGGAACUUCCCAUUUACUUGGCGCCGUUGCGUAUCCGCUGUACUUUCUUGGCACUUAUUACAGUGGAAAAUAUCUAAAUGGAUAUCUUACUAAUUCUGUUAUGCGCUGCACACCGCACAGUUUGUUUAGCAAGCGCACGACGACGGGAAAAAUUUUAACACACUUCGGAAUGGACACAACGAUGUGUGACCUUUCGUUGCCUGCGACCAGUUUUGCAUACCUUUGGCAGUGCGGGAACACUGCGAUAUCUUUAUUUACCGUGUUUUACUUGCAGCCGAACCUAGCAGUGCUUCUGAUACCGGUGUUAGCAAUCGUUCUGGGAUCGGCAAAAUCUGUUCAGAAAAGUAUAAGGCAUAUGAAACAACAAGUAACGGAUGCCUGGAUACCGGUUUAUUCUGUGCAAAAUGCCACAGCCGAUCCAGAAGGACUUGCUACGCUGCGAAGUUCUGGUUUCGAAAGCUGCACGUAUUUCAAGCUGAAGAUGCUUAAUUGUGUUGCUGACCUAAUGCGCUCGGAAUUUCGUCUAACACGAUUUAUUGCAAUUAUCCAGAGUGUAUUUCUCAUCUUCGAAUCGUUGAUCAUCUUCGCCGUAGUGACAACUGGAUUUUACACGGACAUUUCGAGAGCCAAAAUAAUCAUUGUUCUUCUUCACUGCAUCGAAGCCACGGAUAAUAUUCGAUGUUUAUUUGAAAGCCGUUUAGAAGCCGAAAAGGCUGUUGUGCAUUACCAUCGAGUCAUAAGUUUCGUGAAGGACCUCGAGAAAGAACCAAGUGAAAAAUUGGCUACGGCAAACAUUCCGAUCGGCCAGAUAGAAUUUAGCCAUUUUUACGCAGCUUAUGGAAAACAUGGUGACGCUACGCUGCAUGACAUAUCAGUGAAAAUUCCUCCAGGGCAGCUUACUGCCGUCGUGGGGCGCACCGGAAGUGGAAAGUCCAGCUUGGUGUUGGCAUUGUAUCGUCUGCUUGCGUCUCGGUCAGGAUACAUUUUACUGGAUCAAAGGGACAUUGACCAUUUAGACACACGUUCGCUUCGAUCGCAGAUGGCUGUUUUAUCGCAAGUACCGACGAUGUUUGAUGGGAGUUUAAGGCACAAUUUGGAUCCAAUGGGAAAGCAUUCCGAUGCACAGCUGCAGGUGGCAGUAAAAGUUUGCAAUCUAGAGAAGGUUAUUCGCCGACUAGGAUCUCUGGAUGCGAGUGUUGGGAGCGAGGGAGCGUUGCUGUUCACUGGCGAACAGCAAUUAGUGGCCUUUGGCCGGAUGCUACUACAAAACCGUCCAAUAAAUAUACUGGAUGAAUUUACAGCUAAUGUAGACCCGAUAACGGAGAAAUUUCUGUUAAAACAAGUCAUACAACUGUUCCAAGGGAAAACCGUACUGUUAAUCACGCAUAAACUAGACGUUGCCGUAUUAUGCAAAGAGGUCGUGGUGAUGGACCGUGGGCGUGUCGUCGAAACUGGAAAUCCCCGCCGGCUGCUGGCCAAGAAAAGCUCAAGAUUUUCGAGUUUAUUUUUAAAUCUGUGAUAGCAUGGGUUACUCAGAAAUUUAAAUUAUUAGCACUAUAAAGUACAUGCGCAAACGAUUUAUUGUAUGCGACAUAUAAAUUAUGGUAUCCGACAACCUUAUUUCAAAAAUGCAACCUUCCAAUGAUCCGGCGGUAUCCUGAAACCCUGACCAGGGCCAUUCUAUCUGCACAUUUUUUGUUUUGUUGAACCUUAUUUUUGCACUUUUAAUAAGAUGUUGUCUUGUUUAACGCACUUACCACAAAGACACCCGCUGAUAUACUGA